GACGCAUACGGGUGGUUAGAUGUCAACCUUCUAGUGCUGCACAAAUCACAUGUUAUUCAUUCAUGAUAAACGUGAACCUCAAAACUAAGUUUAGAGUUUUCACGGUUUUGGCUGGCGAGGAGAAUGUUUUUGCCAUGCAGACAAGCGCUGCAAUUUGUCCUCAGGAGGCACAACUGUCGACUUUUCUCCGUUUCCCAAAGCAGCAGGAACGCAAGAAAAGGAUUGGUAUUGGGAGUUUAUGAGAAGGAUAAAAAUGGUGACAGCACACGAUUCACGGAGGCUGGCGCUGCAUUCGACACUUCUGUGUCGGGGAAGUUGAGUCAGAUGCUCACAAUAUCCGGCCCACCACUGAAGAAAGGCAGGAGUCGCGUGUUUUAUGGACUUCAUGAGGACUUCCCUACUGUGGUAGUUGUUGGCCUGGGAAAUAGCUCAGCCGGGGUUUGUGGCAAAGAAAACUGGGACAUCUGCAAGGAGAAUGUCAGAGCCGCAGUAGCAACUGGCUGCCGGGUGCUGCAGGGCUUGGAGGUCCCUGUAGCGGAGGUGGAUCCAUGUGGGGAUGGACAGUCGGCUGCCGAAGGUGCUGUGCUCGGCCUCUUUGACUAUGAUGACCUCAAGAGCAAAAAGAAGUUCAAAGUCACCCCUCAGCUGUAUGGCAGCACAGACCGUGCUGCGUGGGAGAAGGGCGUUUUGUAUGGGGAGGGUCAGAACCUCGCCAGGUGGCUCAUGGAAUCUCCGGCCAAUUAUGUAACUCCCACAGUGUUUGCGGAUACAAUUGAACAGAAGCUUGCAUCUCACUCAGAUCGAGUGGUCAUCUACAAGAGACCACAGGUAUGGAUUGAAGAACAGCAAAUGGGAGCCUUUUUGAGUGUGUCCAAAGGUUCGGAGGAACCUCCUGUCUUUCUGGAGGUGCAUUACAAUGGAAAUCCAGACAACAGCAAAGCACCCCUGGUGCUAGUAGGCAAGGGCAUCACAUUCGACAGUGGUGGAAUCUCUCUGAAGCCGCCCUCCGGCAUGGACGCCAUGAGGGCAGACAUGGGCGGGGCUGCCACUGUGUGUUCCGCCAUCGUCACGGCAGCAGCUCUGAGAUUGCCAGUCAACAUCAUAGGUUUGGCCCCACUAUGUGAGAACAUGCCCAGUGGUAAGGCCAACAAGCCAGGGGAUGUUGUCAGAGCAAAGAAUGGAAAGACCAUACAGGUGGACAACACGGAUGCAGAGGGCAGACUCAUUCUGGCUGAUGCACUGUGUUACGCCCACAGCUUCAACCCUAAGGCCGUGGUAAAUGCUGCCACGUUAACAGGGGCCAUGGAUGUAGCGCUUGGCUCAGCAGCAGCAGGGGUGUUUACAAACUCCGACUGGCUGUGGGGACAGUUACAAAAGGCGAGCGUUAUCACGGGUGACAGGGUGUGGAGGAUGCCUCUCUUUCAGCACUACAGCAGACAGGUCACUGAUAGCCAACUGGCAGACCUCAAUAACAUUGGAAAAUACAGCCGGUCUGGCGGGGCCUGCACUGCUGCGGCGUUCCUGAGGGAGUUUGUGAAAGCUGACCACUGGGCACACCUGGACAUUGCCGGCGUGAUGUCCAACAAGGAUGAGGUGCCCUACCUGCGCAAGGGGAUGUCUGGAAGACCUACUCGCACACUGGUGGAGUUUGCAGCUGGCCUUGUCUCUGAAUCGUAAUGUUGUGUUGGUGGCCACAGGGACCUCUGUGUGCUCCUGGGAUUUUUAAACCUUUCAGAAAUACAACUGAUGACAAAAGUGGCUUAUUUUUUUGGUUGGAUGGGCACAUCGUCCUGGAUUGAAAUCACAUCUGUAAGGUGAUAAAGAUAACUUCCGUUAUGUGUAUUAUGUCUCAUCCUGCCAUAGGUCUGAUGAUUUUAAUAUAUUUGUAUACUUUGUUAUUAAAAUAAUUGUUUUGAAUUAGAAACAGAAUGUGAUUGUAAAAAUAAAUAAAUAAUGUUAUUUACUCCUA
Messenger RNA from Engraulis encrasicolus (European anchovy), 1969 nucleotides. RefSeq names its product leucine aminopeptidase 3 (gene lap3). The transcript has 13 exons. The record is from RefSeq and is a predicted model, not a curated record. Gene Ontology annotation, molecular function: metalloaminopeptidase activity; manganese ion binding. Lineage: Eukaryota; Metazoa; Chordata; Actinopteri; Clupeiformes; Engraulidae. Gene Ontology annotation, biological process: proteolysis. The coding region runs from base 124 to 1677 and encodes 517 amino acids. Gene Ontology annotation, cellular component: cytoplasm.